GUUACGGCCCAUCCUCGCUGUCACUGUCAGGCAGUGUUUGACAGCAGCUCAGCAGUUGCCCGGGCUGCUUCACUUCCCCCGGCCCCCGGCUCUUGACAAAUCCAUCAAUCAUUCACGCAUCCGUUCAUCCCGUCUCAAAUCUAGUCUCCAGUCAUAGUACUCUCACCACCAUCCGCGUAUCUGUUCGCUCUCCAUUAUCUAUAUCUGGAGUCGGCAAUAGCCUUAACGUUCUCAAAUCAAGCAACCGAAACCGGCAUCAUCAUCCACAACGCUUUCGGCAGAAGAGGACAAACAGUCUCACCUUGAGACAAAAAGUACCUCUCUACUUCUCAUCAGGCUCCUGGCAAUCAAUCAACCGUACACACUCCCAAGCCUCUCUCCAAUUGGACGACGGGUUGGGACCAGAGUCCCGAUCUGCUUACUCUGCGCCAGUAGCUUGGCCUCGGCAAGGCCAGGUAUUGGCAGGGCACAGGGGAGGAAGAAGUGGAAGGGAAAAAAGGAAAAAAAAUAAAAAAAAAUAAGAAAAGGUCCCAGGAACAAACCGUUUUGGGACUGUGUGUGGACUUUGUGGGGUGUGGACUGCAUCGUGAAAGUGAGACCCUGCGUCAAACAGCGAGCUGGAGCCCACUCCUUUGCGGACCACGGCACAGCCAAGCGCUCACCCGUUCAGCUGGUCUUCUGGCCUCUCCUCCAUUCCCCGUUCCCGUCUCAUUUUGGAGCGUGUCUGAGAACUAGAAACAUACAGAGCCAAACAAUUCCAGUGCCACUCGUUUACAGUCACCUCGGCUUUGUUUUUUUGGGCCGAAACACUUUCCGACCCUGCAGCACGGCACCGUGAACGGCACAGCAACGGCUAUCUAGGAAGACCCUUCAGCUGCUUUUCCUCCCCAGUCGGGUCUUCCCGAUCCUGUUCGACGUAUUCCCGUUCUUUUUCUCCAUCCUGUUUCUUCUUCUGUCUGCAGGCUGAUCAGCUCAGCAUCCUCAGCCAGUCCUCUCUUUCUCUUGGGAUCCUUCUUUAACCAAGGGGGUGUUGCGCGCGCUUCAGUCAGUGUGCGGCUCACCUUGUUCACAAUACCUCUUGUCCACUCGACAUCAGCAGCACAGCCGAUCAAUCGGAACUUGGGUUUUGUUGGCUUUGAUCUUUUGGAUCGUCGGGAUAUCGCCGCGACUUUGGCAGUUCGUAACAAGCUGUUUUUGUUUGGGUUGCGUCCGGGAUUCACGAUCAGAUACACGAUAUACAUCACAUUACUCGCUCUGUCGACAUACUGAUCUUUCGACGUGGCCAUCACUGGCCUUGCCUCACCCUCGUUAACAAUCCAUCUACCUUUCGUUCACCAACAACCCAGUCGUCAAUCAUCAUGGCCGAUGAUGUCGAAACCCAGGCUGAGAAGGCCCAGCCGGUUACGCGGUCGAUUCAUCCAGUCUUUUAUAUCGCGAGUUGGAUAUUCUUUUCUAAUAUCACCAUUCUCUUCAACAAAUGGUUGCUUGCUCCACACAGGUUUAGUUAUCGUAUGUUAAAUCCGCCACCGCUUUCGUUAAUUGGAGCCAACUGACCAUGAAACCUCACAGCCACUAUCCUAACAUGUUGGCAUCUCAUCUUCGCGACCAUCGCCACCCAAGUCCUUGCCAGGACAACCACCCUUCUCGAUGGCCGCAAGAGUGUCAAGAUGACGGGCCGUCUUUACCUGCGCGCCAUCGUUCCCAUCGGCUUCCUCUUCAGCGGAAGUCUCGUCUGCAGCAACAUGGUCUAUCUCUACCUCAGCGUCGCCUUCAUCCAGAUGCUCAAGGCCGCCGCGCCCGUGGCCGUCCUGCUGACCGCCUGGGUCUGGGGCGUUGAGCAGCCGUCACAGUCACGGCUGAUUAACGUUUUGUUCAUCGUCUUUGGCGUUGGGCUUGCCAGCUUCGGCGAGAUCGCUUUCUCGCUCACCGGUUUCCUCUUUCAGCUCGGCGGGAUCGUGUUCGAGGCCAUGCGGCUCAUCAUGAUUCAGGUUUUGCUCAAGGGCGAUGGUCAGAAGAUGGACCCGCUCGUCAGUCUGUACUACUUUGCUCCCGUCUGCGCAUCGAUGAACUUUGUCGUUGCGUUGUUUACCGAGUUCCGCUCUUUCAACAUUGCUGAUUUGUACAACACGGGUCUUUGGUGUCUUCUCCUAAACGCCGUAGUGGCGUUCAUGUUGAACAUCAGCAGUGUCUGUCUUAUUGGCAGAACCUCCGGCCUUGUAAUGACCCUCACCGGUAUCCUCAAAAACAUCCUUCUCGUCGUCGCCUCCGUCAUGAUCUGGCAGACCUCCAUCACCCCCCUGCAGUUCCUCGGCUACGCCAUCGCCCUCGCCGGGCUCGUCUACUACUCCCUCGGCCGCGACCAGAUCGUCGAGAUCACUACCCAGUUCUGGACCUUCCUACGGGGCGUGUGGGAAAACUCGCCGGCUUACUCGUCUGUCUCUUCCUCGUCCUCGGACGAAGGAAACGGUCAACAACAAGGAGGUGGCUUGCCAUCGGCGGUCCGACGAGCCCUGUUGAUGGGGCUGGGCGUGAUGGUUGUCGUCAUUUUGGCGGCUGGGUAUAUCUACAGUGGCGCUGACCCAAGUGGUGGCGGGGCUGCGGUGGGUGUACCCAGGCCGCUUGGUGGUGGUGGUGGAGACGCGAGCAGUGUUAAACCAGUUCCGGUGGCUUCGUGAAUUAGCGGGAAAGAAAAUUGGGCGGUGAUGAAAAUUGUAUGCGGAGCUUGAGAAAAGGACGAAAGAAAGUAUCGGGCAGCGAGAAACGACCGGGUUACUCAAAGAAACGAAACGAAAAGAGGACAGACUGCGACGACUUGGGCAAUCUGUCCAUGGCCUCCGUACUGGUUCUUCAACGAAGAGACGGAUAUUAUACAUGGUCGGGACUACGGAAAAAUUGGGUGUCUAAUGGAUGGAAUAUUUGGAAACACAGGGCUGGCGGGCUUGGGUAUAAUGAUACAACAUCAACAACAGAAAAUAGAAACAAGGAACUGGGCGAUUUCCAACCCGGGUUCGCGGAAGAAAAUAGAACACUACAACAACAACAACAACAACAACAAUGACCCGAAACGAGCGAGCGAGCGAACAACGCCAUUGAUCAAUCGAACCGACAAACCGACUAGAUGCUAAUAUAUGCCUGUUGUGCUACUACUGGUUUUCGACAGGAAACAAAGGGAUUGAAGUGAGCGGUCUGAAGGUAGUCCUUAGACAGUAGCCAUGUUGUUUUAUUGUGGGUUUGAUGCAGACCACACUGCAGUUACCAUACUUGAACUUGCUGGGAUUCAGUGGUCAUUUUUGGCUGAUACACUUGCUGUUGCUGUCAGAAGUGAUGGAUUUCACAAUAAGAGUACAAUCGUAGUAGUAAUAGUAGUGGUGGUGGUGGUGGUCAUGAUAGUGUGAAAAAAUGGGGGAAUAUAACAGCUCUUCAGUAAACGCUGUGGCAUGGUUAAUCGUUGGCUUUGAAUUUGUUUUGCUGAAGAAAUAC
Molecule: messenger RNA, 3480 nt
Organism: Neurospora crassa OR74A
Lineage: Eukaryota; Fungi; Ascomycota; Sordariomycetes; Sordariales; Sordariaceae
Product: DUF250 domain membrane protein, variant
Exons: 4
Coding region: 1668-2675 (335 amino acids)
Cellular component (GO): trans-Golgi network; Golgi apparatus; endosome
Molecular function (GO): antiporter activity
Source: RefSeq, a predicted model, not a curated record